AGUCGACAGAAUUCUUGCUUGCCUUUGAUGAGCUUCAAAUACUAUUUCCAUUGACUUUUCUUUGCUUUCUUUGUUUGACCCCUUUUGUCCGAUCAAUAAAGACAAAGCAGAGUAGGAGACUUUGGGUGAUUAUGCAUAAAGUAUUUAUGUAUCGAUAUACAUACAUCCCCUAUUGAUCUUAGUUGCCCAGGAAGCCGAAGAAAUAUAGAGCUUUCCCCGCACUGAACGAUUCCUUUCGAAAUCCCCGGUUACUUAUUUCUACUUGUAGCGCCUUCUCAGCUCGUUCCUCGAUCUUUAACUUUUUGAAAACAUUCCUGUCUCCCAUCUCCUUGUGCACUCUAUUCCAUCGCCAUGGUAUUUACCGCUCCAAGCAUUGCAGGCACCCUGCUGCCAAUACCAGACGACAUCCCAAUCAGCCAGUUUAUACUGACAGAACAACAUGGACGCUUCCCCAUGGCCACUUCAAGACACCCAUUCACAUGCGGACUAACCGGCAAGACCUACUCCACGUUCGAAGUAAAGGAGCGAGUGGAAUACCUCACCCGAGCAAUCGCACAGGAAUUCAAUUGGACACCGGGCUCGGGCACAGAGUGGGACAAGACUCUCGCUGUGUUCAGCGUCAACACUAUUGACACCCUUCCACUAGCGUGGGCGACACAUGAGUUAGGAGGCAUUGUAUCACCUGCUAAUGCAGCUUAUUCGGCGGCAGAACUAAAACACCAGCUACUCGAUUCCAAGGCAAAGGCCCUUUUCACAUGUAUUCCGCUUCUAGCCACGGCCCUGGAGGCGGCUUCUCUGGCUGGGUUGCCAAAAAAUCGCAUUUACUUGAUUGAGGUCCCACCACAGCUCAGCGAGGGUAUCAAGCCUCCCGUGGGAUAUACAACGGUCUCGCAAUUAAUCCAAGCUGGAAAAUCACUCCCAAGAGUGGAAAGGAUAAAAUGGCGUGCUGGAGAGGCUGCGCGCCGAACCGCGUUCCUAUGCUACUCAAGCGGAACAUCUGGAUUGCCGAAAGGAGUCAUGAUCUCCCAUCGAAACGUUAUCGCGAAUGUCUUGCAAAUUACUGCUUUUGAGAAAUCCUGGCGCGAUGCCCAGUCCACUCCUGGCGGUGCCUACUAUACUGAUGUUGUUCUCGGAUUGCUUCCUCAAAGCCACAUCUAUGGUCUAGUUGUGAUGUGCCAUUGUGGACCGUUCAGGGGCGAUCAAGUCGUAGUUCUCCCCAAAUUCGAGUUGAGGAGUUUUAUGGCUGCUGUUCAGAAUUUCAGGAUCUCUGCUUUGUUUGUGGUCCCUCCAAUUAUCAUCACGAUGAUUCGCAAUCAGGAAAUUUGCGCCGAGUACGAUUUCAGCUCAGCGAUUUCCCUCUUCAGUGGAGCAGCACCUUUGGGCAGAGAGACAGCACUCGACUUCCAAAAAAUAUAUCCACAGGUUUCCAUUCGGCAAGGAUACGGACUUACUGAAACUGCGACUGUUGUCACCUCAACCCAUUACAGCGAUGUCUUCCUAGGUUCCUCGGGAUGUCUUCUCCCCGGAGCUGAAGUGCGCAUCGUCACCCCAGAAGGCGUCGAGGUCACCGAAUAUGAGACACCGGGUGAACUUUGGGUCCGCAGUCCAAGUGUCGUCCUGGGCUACUUGAACAACGACAAGGCCACCAAAGAGACAUUCGAAGACGGAUGGAUGCACACUGGCGAUGAAGCCAUUAUCUGCAAGAGUCCACAGGGGAUCGAGCAUGUGUUUAUUGUGGAUCGAAUCAAGGAAUUAAUCAAAGUGAAGGGUCUACAAGUCGCUCCGGCGGAGCUAGAAGCUCACCUUCUCAUCCACCCUGCCGUUGCGGACUGCGCCGUGAUCGCGAUCCCCGACCAUGCUGCAGGCGAACUUCCCAAAGCCAUUGUGGUCAAAUCACCGGCCGCAGGAUCAGACGAUGCAGCGACCAUUCAAUCCAUCAUGAAACACGUGCAGGAUCAUAAAGCCCGCCACAAGUGGUUGAAGGGUGGUGUCCGGUUCGUCGACACAAUCCCUAAAAGUCCCAGCGGUAAGAUUCUGCGACGAUUCCUGCGGGACCAGGAGAAGGAAAUCCGUAGACAAGCGGGUGUCAAACUUCUCAUUACAAUGUCCUCCUCCCAAUAUCCUCACAACGAGGGAGAGGAAGAUGCCUAUCUCCAAGCCGACGAGGCGGAAGAAAUCUUCAACCGGGAUGAUGAAGACCACCCGAUGGACUCAGAUGGCGAAGACCAGGAUGGAGAUGGAGACCACGAAAUGGCCUUUGAAGAACAAGAGAUCACACUUGAGAACGACUCCGCCGCGCACUUCGACCUGCACAACGACUCCAUCUUCUGUGUCGCCCAGCACCCGAUUCACAACGCCAUUGUCGUGACAGGGUCUGGCGACGACACUGCAUAUCUCUUCGACUCGACGCCACAGAACGAACGGCCCCUUCUCCCGCAGAGCUACGAGUCCAACCCGCAACCGCGACAGGAGCGGGACUCUCUCAAGCCGCUCGUGAAGAUGGAUGGACACACAGACACGGUCAACGCGGUGGCCUUCACAGAGCCCCAGGGCGAGUAUGUGGUGACCGCGGGGUUGGAUGGCAAGUUGCGCGUGUGGCGCGAUACUUCACCGCAGCUGACGGGGCUCUCGUGGGCGUUUGUUGCGGAGGCCCAGGAGGUAGAGGAGAUUAAUUGGGUGGCGGUUUGUCCCUGCGCGAAUGGCGACGACGAGGAGAAGAAGAAUGUGGUUGCGCUGGGUGCGAAUGACGGCAGUGCGUGGGUUUUCCGCAUUAAUCACAACGAUGCCGCCGAGCCUAUCUCGAUCAUUCAGACUUUCUUCCAGCACACCGGUCCCUGCACGGCGGGUGCUUGGACCCCGGAUGGGAACAUGCUUGCCACUGUUUCCGAGGAUGGUAGUUUCUACGUUUAUGAUGUCUUUGGCCAUGCGGCUGCGGCCGGUGUUCCUUACUCUGCUGGAACCAGCGCGGUGGUUGGGCUUACGGCCGAGGACCAACGAUUCGCUGUGGAGGGCGGUCUGUACUCGGUUGCGAUUGCGCCCACUGGUGGAUUCGCUGCUGUUGGAGGAGCAGAAGGUCAUAUCAAGAUCGUGGGUCUGCCUCGUCUCGGUGCUGGCGGUGCUGGCGCGGGCAAGUCCAAGGGCAAGGGUGCUGCUCCGCAGACCUCCGCCGCGACGGCCGGGACACUCCUUGCUGCAUUGCAGCCGCAAUCCGAUAGCGUUGAGACGCUCUCUUUCUCUGCUCCGCCGUUGACUCUCCUGGCAGCGGGCUCCGUGGAUGGCUCAGUCGCCCUGUUUGACACUGCCCACCGAUUUGCCGUGCGUCGGCACAUCAAGGAAGCCCACGAGGGCGCCGUCGUGAAGGUUGAGUUCCUGCAGAGCCGGUCCACCACCGCCACCCCUGCCGCUCGUCCCAAUCCUCUAGCCGCUGCUACGGCCGGCCAGGGUCGAUCGUAUCUUCUCACGUCCGUUGGUAUCGAUGGCGUUGUGAGACGCUGGGAUGCCCGUGGAGGAACCACAGCUGCCGCCCACGGUCUUCUGACAGAGUGGAGAGGACACCUCGGUUUAACUGAGAACGAGGAGGGCGAACAAGCCGGUGGAAUCAUGGGCUUUGUUCAGGGAUUUGAUGGAAAGCGGGUAGUAACUGCAGGCGACGACGGGAUUUCGCUGAUAUUUGAAGAAUAG
Molecule: messenger RNA, 3681 nt
Organism: Aspergillus ochraceoroseus IBT 24754
Lineage: Eukaryota; Fungi; Ascomycota; Eurotiomycetes; Eurotiales; Aspergillaceae
Exons: 7
Coding region: 352-3681 (1109 amino acids)
Molecular function (GO): CoA-ligase activity; protein binding
Source: RefSeq, a predicted model, not a curated record